Messenger RNA from Blumeria graminis f. sp. triticale, 963 nucleotides. The record is from the annotation of a GenBank genome assembly. NCBI's taxonomy places the organism in Eukaryota, Fungi, Ascomycota, Leotiomycetes, Helotiales, Erysiphaceae.
AUGGAUUACAGUCAGAAGGGUUUCAAGGCUGUCGAAAAUGAUAUAAUCAAAUUGCUGCAACAGCCCGAAUAUGAUGACGGAAGCGCUGGACCGGUUUUAGUACGUCUUGCCUGGCAUUCGGCAGGAACAUACGAUGCCGAAACUGAUACGGGUGGCUCUAAUGGUGCUGGCAUGCGUUAUGAAAGUGAGGGUGGUGAUCCAGCCAAUGCUGGACUUCAACACGCUCGCAUUUUCCUCGAAACCGUCAAAGAGGCUCACCCAUGGAUAACGUACGCCGACUUAUGGACAUUGGCGGGCACUGUUGCUAUAAGAGAGAUGGGCGGUCCAGUGAUUCCGUGGAGUGGAGGACGGACCGAUUUUGUAGACGACAGCAAGCUACCUCCAAGGGGUCGACUGCCAGACGCGUCUAAAGAUGCUGAUCAUUUGAGAUUUAUUUUCUAUCGAAUGGGUUUUAAUGACCAAGAGAUCGUGGCACUUUCGGGGGCACAUAAUUUGGGACGAUGCCAUGGUGAUCGGAGUGGAUACGAAGGUGCCUGGGUUAACAAUCCUACAAGAUUUUCCAACCAGUACUUCCGUCUAUUACUGUCUUUACAAUGGAGAGAAAAGACAUUGGCGAAUGGCGUAGUGCAAUAUGUCAACUAUGAUGAAGACACUGGCACUGAACUCAUGAUGCUGCCGACAGAUAUUGCACUCACACAGGACAAAUCUUUCCGAAAAUGGGUUGAGAUUUAUGCGCGGGAUAAGGAUAAAUUCUUCACUGAUUUCUCCAAGGUUUUUGCGAAACUUUUAGAGCUCGGAAUUAGGCGGGACCAUAAUGGCGUCAUCACAAAUACAGAUAACGAGAAGGGAGGCUAUCAUAGCGCUCCUAAGAAAUCUGAUCACCCAGGUAGCCUUGAAAAGGUAGCUGAUGGCGAGGCGGAUUCCUUACUCCGGAAAAAUUCGGAGUUUAAGUCUAAGCUGUGA